AUGCUGGAGCCGCCGGCAAACGGUUCGGGAACCUCGGGGUCCCCGACCCCCUCGGAACAACAAUACUCCUUAAGAUGGAACGAUUUUCACAGUUCGAUUCUGUCAUCUUUCCGAAGACUGAGAGACGAAGAAGACUUCGUUGAUGUGACGUGCUGCGAAGGGUGCUCGUUUACUGCCCACAAAGUGGUGCUGAGCGCGUGCAGUCCCUACUUCAGGAGGUUGCUGAAGGCCAACCCUUGCGAACAUCCGAUAGUGAUAUUGAGGGAUGUCCGGGGGGAGGAUAUGGAAAGCCUGCUCAGGUUCAUGUAUCACGGUGAAGUGCACAUCGGCCAUGAACAACUACCUGAUUUCCUCAAAACCGCACAACUUCUACAAGUCCGUGGCCUGGCGGACGUACCCUCUGCUGGUAUGCCCGGCAGUUUAGCCAACAUGGUGCCCACCAUGGGUGGAACAUCUUUGCCCAUCACGCCGAUAACUGAAUUAAAGACGUCACCGCAAUCCGCAAGUGCUCCAAUGCCAUGGGAAUUAAAAAAAGAAGAAAGGCCAGAAAGAAAUGAAUCUAGAGAUGACAGGGACCGAGAAUCAUCAUUAUCCGCCAAUAAACCACAAAGGCCUCCCCCGCCAACUUCAGCAUCAUCUACCAGCUCGCAAAGAGUUCACCAAAGCAGGUCUUUAGGAACUCCUCCACCUGGCAAAAGAGCAAGAAGUUCGGAUCUGUACCGUGCCCAAAUGAGAGCCGCUGGUCUUAGUCCUGAUAGAGUAGUCCGAAGGCUGGUGGAAAAUGGAUUGGAUAUGCGCGAAAGCUUAUUAGGACAGGUGCUGGAAGGCGGACCGACGUUGCAUGUAAAUAAUCAGAAUAAAUCGGCACGAUCGGAAUCUUCUCUUCAACAUCAAGGAAGCACAGGUGAGGACAGUAACAGCAGCGAUACUGAAGAACCCAAUGAUAUGGCAAGAGAUGAUCGGGACGAAAGAGAUUAUGAGUCGAGGUUACAAUCCAAUGGUGCUGCCUUAUUAGGAGAUGCUGCUCGGGGUGGUUCCGGAUCUUUUCCUGGAGCGUUGCUGGGACUACAAGGACUUUUACCUGGACCUUCUGGUUUACAUGGAGCUGGUGAUAAUUUCGACGCAAAUGCAGUUUUCAAAACACCCAGCGGGAGGGGGUCCCAACUUCAGGGGGGAUCGAGAUCUCAGCAAUCGGGAUCUGGGUCUCAACAGCAACAACAACAACGUCUUUCCCUGGUGUGCCCGUUAUGUAAUGCUCCGUUAGCAUCUCUGAUAGCGGCAGUAGUCACAUCUCGAAAGGCAUUAUCGCGGGAUUCGCCCGUCUGCCCGGUAUCGUCCUGUUCAAGGCAUUUCGCCCAUCCGAACAGCGUGCGGAAUCAUAUGCAUAUUUUACGUGUAAGAGCUACCGAUCCUAGGCCAUGUCCCAAAUGCGGAAAAAUAUACCGAUCAGCCCACACCCUGCGCACACAUCUCGAAGACAAACAUACAGUCUGUCCAGGUUACCGUUGUGUUCUUUGCGGAACAGUUGCCAAAAGUCGCAAUUCUUUGCACUCGCACAUGUCCAGACAACAUCGAGGAAUAUCUACUAAGGAUUUACCCGUUUUACCGAUGCCUAGCCCGUUUGACCCAGAACUUGCAAGCAGGUUACUAGCUAAAGCCGGCGUGAAGAUUUCUGCUGCCGAAUUACGAGCAAGGGCAUCUCCUACUGGGCCUAGAAGAAGUGACGUCAAAUUAGAAAUUCGCGGCCAAGAUUCGGACGCUGGUGGAUCCAUGUGCGGAGACAACGAUCCGGAAGAUCUGACCGUAGUCAAUCCAGGAAUGACGCCGCAUCGGUAUAUGCACGACGUGAUGACUUCAUCACCGGGCGGCUUCAACCAUCAUCCAAACAACACGACUAUCACAAAAGUCAACAUGGCUCGGGGUCCUCAUUCUGGAUUAACGCCCAAAACUAUGGACGGGAUGUACAAAGAUCCUUACAGCUCACAUCCUGGGCCACCAGGAGCAACAGCUACAGGAUCAGCCAUCCUGGAUACAUAUCUGCAAUUCAUAACAGAAAAUUCUUUCGGAAUGGGUAUGACUCAAGAACAAGCUGCAGCAGCAAUGCAUGCUGCUAAAAUGGCCCAACUAAGUGCAAUGGGACUGGACAAACUUCCUCAUAAUUCCCCAUAUGAUUAUAAAGCAGAAUUUGAACAUAAGUUCAUUUUCUCCCGUGAGACUAAAACUGUGACAAAAACUUUAAUUUUAGCCCAAAACUGUGAUGUGAUGGUCGUCAAAAUCGAGCCCGUCUCUUCUUCCAGCGAAAUGCAUAAUUCUCCAAGGGAUCCCCAAAGAUCGACAGUGAAGCACGUUGGAAAUGACAUAAAUAUAUCCUUGAAUUCAAAUCCAAAUGAUCUGAUCUUGGUGGGAAACAAAUCCCGCGUGGACAUCCAAACCAAUGAAGGAAGUGUUAAAAUAAUUGGUGAUUAUUGUAAAGUACGGAUCCUUUGCAAUUUGGGAAGUGUCCGUUAUGUUGGCAACAAAGGAACUGUGGUAAUUGGAAAUGAUUCGGUUUCCCAUGAUGUUAAAUAUACAGGAAACGGUGGAAAUUUGAAAUAUCGUGAUGGAACUGAUAUGGACAGCAAAAAAUUUACACAAACCUUGGAAGACGAUCGAGGGAAGAAGAAACGUAGCAAAAAAUAUUCUAGAAUUUAUAAUUCUGAUAGUGCUUUGAAUGCUGAUGCCAUUUUAAUUAAUUGUAAUAAGUAUUUAAAUGAUUAUCCAGUUAAUUUUAACUGCAGAUCCACCGAAUGUUUUAUCACGAGCGGAGCAGUUUACACAACUACCCCUUGUAUAUCCGUAGUCAAUGGAAAUGUUACAAUUAAUAAUUAUAAUUCCUGA
This is a messenger RNA of Ctenocephalides felis (cat flea), 2877 nucleotides long. RefSeq names its product protein abrupt-like. The record is from RefSeq and is a predicted model, not a curated record. Gene Ontology annotation, cellular component: nucleus. Gene Ontology annotation, molecular function: protein binding. Gene Ontology annotation, biological process: regulation of transcription by RNA polymerase II. NCBI's taxonomy places the organism in Eukaryota, Metazoa, Arthropoda, Insecta, Siphonaptera, Pulicidae.